AUGAGCCCUCAUCAAUUGGUAGUCUUGAGUUCUGUUCCUGCAAGUAUUGGGUCAAUAAGGGAAGGCAAACAAGAAAACCGUUCACUCUGUUUGUUUGAUGGUGCUGGUAAUUGCCCCUGUGGAGAUAAAUGUUCUUCUAUUCAUGGUGAUUUAUGUCCUACUUGUGGAAAACAUUGUUUGCAUCCCUUCAGGGCAGAUGAAAGAGAGGAGCAUUUGAAAUCGUGUGAGAAGAACCAAAAGUUUGUUGAGGCAUUAAAAAGUAGUGAAGAAAUUGAGUGCAGUGUAUGCUUGGAUCGUGUACUUUCAAAGCCCACGGCAGCUGAACGAAAGUUUGCUGUCCUACCUGAAUGUGAUCAUCCAUUCUGCAUAUCCUGUAUCAGGAAUUGGCGUAAUGGUUCCCCAGCCUCUGGAAUGGCAUUGAGAGCUUGUCCAAUAUGUCGUAAAACAUCGCACUUUGUCAUCCCAAGUCUUAUUUGGUAUUCCUCUAAAGAAGAAAAGCAGGAAAUUAUUGAUACUUACAAGGCCAGACUCAGGCUAAUAGAUUGCAAGCACUUUAACUUUGGGAAUGGGAACUGCCCAUUUGGGAUCAAUUGUUUUUACAAGCACACUGUCAUGCCAGGCUCAUAUACAUGGAAACAUCACAAGGCCCCUCCGAGGAGGCCACCACCUUGUCGCCGAUCCAACACAGGGGAUGUGGAUGCAUCAUUAGAUUAUUUUGGGCCAACUAUGGAAGAUUUACUGGACAUGUUUGAUGAUGAUUAUGUUGAUUAUGAUAAUUACUGCGAUCCCUUUCAUGAAGAUUAUCAACAGGACAUCUUUGAUUAUGAGGAUUAUUUUGACGAAGAGCGUAUAUCUCCCUUCGACAUGGCUUUAUUACUUGCAGGAAUGGAUUGUGGAGGAGCAACAUCUUCCUUUACUGUUCACAACUUCGAAUCCAUCAACGCGGCACAUCUCUCUCUCAUUCUCCGAAGAGAGAGUAACCUAUCUGCAUCCACCGCUGUAAGAGAGGAAGAUAAGAUGGUGCCACCUGCAGGACCAGGAGGAGGAGGUACUGUUGCUGCUGGAGGAGGGCAACAGGGACAAGGACAGCAACAACGGCAACAAGGAGGGAUGGGGCAAACAAUAACGGGGAUAAUAAGGAUGGCUGUUUUUUGGUAUUUCAUAUCUAAAUUCAUCUCUCCCAAAAAAGCCCCUACUGAUCCCUCCAUCCUUAUCUCCAAUCUCUUCCAAAAAGGAGAUUCUUUGGAUAUGUGGAUCUAUCUCUCUGAGCAGGAAAGGUUCAAUGACUUCAAUAAUGAAGGUGCUCUUAUUUGGCAUGAAACCAAUAUACCUUAUGCUGUUUGGGGACCAGAGAGUACGAGGUCGCUUUCUUUGAAAUACCAUCCAUCUGAGGCACUGAAGCACAAUGGUACUCUUUAUGCACAUGUUUUCUUUGCACGUUCUGGAUAUCCAGCAGACCCUAGUGAUCCUGAGUACCAGCCUCUUGCUUCCUUUGGAAGAACACACCCUGUCAUCGCAUACUUGCCCAAGUCAAAAACAGAUAAAAGGAAGAGCCUGUUGGGGAAGUCCAAAGACUCCGAGGAGGGUGAAGCGGUGGUUGAUGAUAGUGAAGCUGAUUCUAAAGAUGAUGGCCCUGUAGAAUGGAUUUCAUAUUGGAAACCUAAUGUUACAAUUAAUCUGGUUGAUGAUUUCACAAAAUACCCUCAUAAUGCUGUGCCACCAAAUAUUGCUCCUUGUAUCCUUGCAUUCUUGUAUUUCUUCGAAUUUGCAGACUUGAAUGUUGAGCCUACUUCAGGGAAUUACUUCCCCACUGUAUUCUUCAAUGAAUUCUGGCUGCUUCGAGAUAAAUUGAUCGCUCUUAAUGAUACUGUGACAGAAUUGCCACUUAAUUUGGAAGUGGGUCCAAUAAGCAUGACAAAAUGGCAACUAUUCAUGCAGAUCGAUCAGUCAUUCCAGGUUCAUCGUAGUUAUGGAAGCAUGCUUGAAGGCGAGGCUGACGAACUGAAGAUUGAUAGAAGCGGAACAAUACCUAAGUUGAGGUUCCGAGAUCGCGAGUCGUAUGCAGGGAAUAAGACGAAGGAAUACGACGACCUUGCAAUGAAGUAUCUGUCCUAUGUGCUCUUCUUCCUGGUUGCAUGCUCUUCUGUUUACUCACUAAUGUAUGAGCGCCACAAGAGCUGGUAUUCCUGGAUUCUUUCGUCACUCACCAGCUGCGUUUACAUGUUUGGUUUUAUCAUGAUGUGCCCUCAGUUGUUUAUAAAUUAUAAGCUGAAGUCGGUGGCACAUCUUCCGUGGAGGCAGAUGACAUACAAGUUCCUUAACACCAUCAUCGACGAUCUUUUUGCAUUUGUCAUCAAAAUGCCAACAUUGCAUCGGCUUUCUGUCUUCCGUGAUGAUCUUAUAUUUCUGAUAUACCUAUACCAGAGGUGGGCUUAUCCGGUGGACAAAUCACGUGUAAAUGAAUUUGGCUUCGGUGGCGAGGAGGAUAAGGCGUCUGGUGAAGUAACCGCUGAAAAAGAGGAAGAGAAGAAGACCAACUGA
Molecule: messenger RNA, 2541 nt
Organism: Dovyalis caffra
Lineage: Eukaryota; Viridiplantae; Streptophyta; Magnoliopsida; Malpighiales; Salicaceae
Source: the annotation of a GenBank genome assembly